Molecule: messenger RNA, 1737 nt
Organism: Adineta steineri
Lineage: Eukaryota; Metazoa; Rotifera; Eurotatoria; Adinetida; Adinetidae
Source: the annotation of a GenBank genome assembly
AUGCCUAAUAUCGGUAUUAAAAGAAGUUUACUUUUUAAAGAACUUGGUCAGAAAUAUACUGACAAAGAAUUCGAUCAAUUAUGUUUUGAUUUUGGAAUAGAAUUAGAUGAUAUUGAACCUAUACCAGAAUCAAACGGUGAAGAUGUUGAAUACAAAAUUGAUAUUCCAGCUAAUCGUUAUGAUAUUCUCUGUUUGGAAGGUUUAAGCCGAGCAUUAAAAAUCUUCUUACAAAAAGGUGAACUACCAAAAUUUACUUUAUCAAAUCAAAAAUUAAUUCGAAUGAAAAUUUUACCAAAUACUCAACGCAUUCGUCCAAUUGUUGUUGGCGCAGUUCUUCGUAAUAUAACAUUUAAUGCCGAUAGUUACAAUAGUUUUAUAAAAUUACAAGAUAAAUUACAUCAAAAUUUAUGUCGUAAUCGAACAUUAGUUGCUAUAGGUACACAUGAUCUUGAUACAAUUAAACCACCAUUUAUUUAUGAUGCUCGUGAACCCAAACAAAUUAAAUUUCGAUCAUUAAAUCAACAGAAAGAAAUGCAAGCUGAUGAAAUGCUUGAAUUUUAUUCUAAAGAUUCACACCUUAAACGUUAUGUAUCAAUUAUUCAAGAAUCAGAUGUCUAUCCGGUUAUUUAUGAUUCAAACAAUGUAGUUUUAUCACUUCCACCAAUUAUAAAUGGUGAUCAUAGUAAAAUGAGUGUGAAUACAAAAAAUGUUUUUAUUGAAUGUACUGCAGUAGAUUUACAUAAAGCAAAUGUUGUACUUAAUAUUAUGUUAACAAUGUUUGCUCAAUAUUGUAGUAAACCAUUUGAAAUUGAACCGGUAGAAGUUGAACAAGUCGAUGGAACAGUUACUGUCUAUCCUAAUUUAGAUGAUCGAGUUGAAAAUGUAUCCGUAAAAAAAAUUAACAAACGUAUUGGCAUAGAAGUAGAUGCUAAAACUGCAGCUACACUUUUAACUCGAAUGAGUCUUCGAACGAAAGUUAUCGAUCCUGAUACACUCCGUAUUGAAAUACCAGUAACAAGAGCCGAUAUUCUUCAUUUCUGCGAUAUAGCUGAAGAUUGUGCAGUUGCCUAUGGUUUUAAUAAUAUUCAUAAAACUGUUCCGAAAACAGUUUGUAUUGGAAAUCAAUUUGAAUUAAAUCGUGUAUCGGAUCUUAUUCGACAUUCUGUUGCUGAAGCUGGUUUUAUCGAAGCAUUAACAUUUACUUUAUGUUCAUGUGCAGAUGUAGCAGAAAAAUUUGGAAAAACUAUUGAAAGUAUUCCUGCAGUACAUAUUGGAAAUCCUAAAACACAAGAUUUUCAAAUCGGUCGAACAACACUUUUACCAGGUUUAUUAAAAACAAUUGCAAAUAAUCAAGGUACCGCAUUACCUAUUCAAUUAUUCGAAGUUUCAGAUGUUAUUCUUAAAGAUUUAACUCGAGAAACUGGUAGUCGAAAUGAAAGAAGAUUAUGUGCAGUUUUUUAUAAUAAAACACCAGGUUUUGAAACAAUUCAUGGUUUACUUGAUCGAAUAAUGACAUUAGUUAAAGUAUCAUAUAAUGAAAAUAAAUCUGGUAAUCAAGGUUAUUAUUUAAAUAAUCAAUGCGAAGAUACGGCAUUUUUUCCUGGUCGACAUGCACAAGUUAUUGCUAAUGGUGGAAAUAUCGGUAUUAUUGGUGUUCUUCAUCCAAAUGUUAUUGAACAAUUUGGUUUGAAAUUACCAUGUUCAAUAUUAGAGAUAAACAUUGAACCGUUUGUUUAA